AUGGUUGGCACUGCUGACGUUAAGAACGGAACUUACAUUGGCCCCUGGGGUGCCCUUGGCUGCCCUACGCCCCAGCGGAUCGCUACCUACUCCCUCUCUGCCAACCGCCAGAGACCUCUUGCCGGUGCCUUCCACAGCGCCAUCUUCAACACCUUCCGUCGUUUCCGUCACCAGGUUCUCUAUGUGGCCCCUCCGUUCUUGAUCGCUUACGCCACCAUGAACUGGGCUGUUGAGAGAAACGAGUACCUCAACUCGAAGCCCGGCCGUCUCCUCGAGGGUGGUGACGAGUAA
Messenger RNA from Aspergillus chevalieri, 291 nucleotides. Its product is annotated as ubiquinol--cytochrome-c reductase subunit 8. The transcript is spliced from 4 exons. The coding region runs from base 1 to 291 and encodes 96 amino acids. The record is from RefSeq and is a predicted model, not a curated record. Gene Ontology annotation, biological process: mitochondrial electron transport, ubiquinol to cytochrome c. NCBI's taxonomy places the organism in Eukaryota, Fungi, Ascomycota, Eurotiomycetes, Eurotiales, Aspergillaceae.